Molecule: messenger RNA, 4097 nt
Organism: Protopterus annectens (West African lungfish)
Lineage: Eukaryota; Metazoa; Chordata; Ceratodontiformes; Protopteridae
Product: long-chain-fatty-acid--CoA ligase ACSBG2-like
Exons: 17
Coding region: 1180-3786 (868 amino acids)
Cellular component (GO): endoplasmic reticulum; membrane
Molecular function (GO): long-chain fatty acid-CoA ligase activity
Source: RefSeq, a predicted model, not a curated record
UUGUGUGAUUAAGUAGUAGCCUAUGGAAUUAAUGAUACAUAGAUAGUUAGAAGAGUUUAGUUUUUGCGCUGGAUUACUACAAAUUGUAACACGAAAUACCAUAGAACCAUUCUGCAUGCCAGUCCAACAACCCACAGAGCAGGACCAUCAUGACUUCCAGCCCAGAGACUUUGUAUACAUUAAAGUGCUUCCCAAAACAAGUCACUUGGCCCAAAUGAAAAUUUUGCCUACAACUGCUAUUGCCAUUCAUCGUGAUAGCCUCCCCACCUGGAUCCUUGUGUCGCAUGUCAAGAAGAGCCUUCUUUGUAAGGGUUACAGCUUAGAUACCAUUGAAGAAAAAACAUAUACCAACUGGACAACCACAACUGGAGACACGGCUUUAAUAAAAAUUAUUAUUUGCAUAGAUAACAUUGAAGUCAGACCCCAUGAACCAACAAAACCUGAAAAAAAAAAAAAAACAGAGACUUUAUUGCUUCUAAAAGAAACAGCCAGUUACGUUUUGCCAUCCAAACCAAAUCCGGAAUCAACUGCAAAUUAUUUGCCAUCCAGCUUUAUUGCACAUGCACUAUCCAGAUCACAUCCAGAACCGAAUGCAAUUAAGUUAUCCCGUUUACAUGAUCAGAAAGCUAAAUCCCGGAUUCCGCUACCUCAUCCUGGUCUAGUUCAACUUCUAGUGGUUACUGUUCAACACUGGCAGCAUUUUCUUCUUGCUUCUAAUUCUAACAUCACAGAUUCGUUCUGCCUUUUGGACACCGAUUUAGACAUUGCUUUUCUAGAGAGCGUUCCUUUUCAAAAACAUCUGCGAUUAAGACCCUUGGUCAAAGACUAGUUGAUCGAUUUCAUAGAAAUUAAGGACAAACAACUGAAGUUCCUUGUUUGUAAUUUCUUUAAAACUCUCUCCAGCCCCAACAUGAUCAUUUUCCUAUGGAUCCAACAUCACAAGUUACUGUGAUUUUCAUCAUCCUUUUAUUUCACUUGCUUUUCCCAUUCAGAAUCAUAAAUGUGUCAUCCUCUGCGACUAUGGGAACUACAACAGAUCCUGACGCAAAAAAAGGUGGAUGAAGAAUCUGCUGUGAAGAUUUGUUGUGCCUGGCUUAUUUCUUCUUUCUCCAUUUACAGUGACCUAUAUUUCUACAGAAGUUCCAGUGAAAACAAAAGAGAUACAUUAUACUUUCAAGAAUGUCUAUGAACGGUGUUGGACCUGUUACAGAAGAUACCACAGCAUUCUCUGUGACUGAAAGCCCUGAAAGGUCAGUUGGCGAACUGAAUUCAGACAGUUUUGAGGAGAUAUUCCCACCACCUCUAAGGAAGUCUACUCCUGCAGUUCAUAAGGGAAGUAAGGUCCUUAAAGAUGAACAUGCUGAUGAGGAUCCUUCUGUUCUCCUUCGUAAGAAGGUGAAUUACAUUGUCCAUGAUGAUACAGAAAUAAGCCUUGUCCAUGUAAAUAUUGUUCCUGAUCAGUCAGUGAAAUCAGAUGAGUCUACUAAGAAGAAGCUUGAGUUAACUUCUGGUGAUGCAGUUCCUUUACUGCAACAGAAAGCAGGUUCCCAGAAUCUAAGCCAGCACAACAGUUCUGAAUCUGCAGGCAACUGUACCACUGAAGAAGUGUUUCCAAAUGAAUCUUUCUCCACACAAAAUGAAAAACUGGAACUGACUGAGAAUGAACCCAGAAAUAGUAAAGAGUUACUCUCAUCGCUUGUGGACAGCAAAAACGUUCAGAAAGACUCGACAUGGCAAGAAGAAGAAGCAGAAAGUGCAAACUCAGUUGCAAGUACAGAAUCUAAGACUUCAGCUUUAGAAAGUGGAAUGAAUCAAAGUUCUUCCGAAGAGGCUUUUUUGCCUCGGUUGGCCCCAGCAGACAAGUUAUGGACGACUCAUUCUGAUGGUGCUGUGAAACUACGAAUGGAAGAGUCUGGUCUGGCUGCAAUCCCACCCUUGACUGUUCAUCAAGUGUUUCUUCAGACUGUACAGAAGUGGGGUGACAGACUUGCUCUGGGUGUAAAACAGAAUGGCCAGUGGCAGACCAUUAGUUACCGAGAGUAUUACCAGGACUGCCGUAAGGCUGCCAAAAGUUUUUUGAAGCUUGGCUUGGAACGUUACCAUGGUGUUGGCAUUCUAGGAUUCAACUCUCCUGAAUGGUUCAUUUCAGAUGUUGGAGCUAUCUUUGCAGGUGGAUUUGCUGUUGGAAUCUAUACAACAAAUUCCCCAGAAGCCUGCGAAUAUGUAGCCCAAAACUGUGCAGCAAAUAUAAUUGUGGUGGAGAACCACAAACAGUUGAUAAAAAUCCAGCAGAUUCAGAAUCGGUUGCCACAUCUUAAAGCCAUUGUUCAGUACAAGGAUGAGCUGACAGAGAAAGUUCCAAAUCUUUAUUCUUGGAAAGAGUUCAUGGAGCUAGGAGAAGACAUUCCAGAUACCCAGCUUGACAAUAUCAUUGAUUCUCAGAAGGCAAAUCAGUGCUGCACACUUAUCUACACGUCCGGGACUACAGGUCAACCCAAGGGUGUGAUGCUGAGCCAUGACAAUCUGACUUGGAUUUCUUAUGCAGCUGGUGAAGUGCUUUCUGUGACCAGAGAUGAAGUAGUAGUGAGUUACCUCCCCCUCAGUCAUAUUGCUGCCCAGGUUGAAGAUAUCUGGAUUCCUAUCAAGUAUGGUGCGACCACUUACUUUGCAGAUCCAGAUGCUUUAAAGGGAUCAUUGGUAACUACAAUGAAGGAGGUGCAACCUACUGGGUUUUUGGGAGUUCCUCGAGUUUGGGAGAAGAUGCAAGAGAAGAUGAAAGCAACCAGUGCCAAAGCAUCAGUUUUAAAAAGAAAAGUAGCACAGUGGGCCCGAGGCGUUGGACUGCAGGCCAGCUACAAUCUCAUGAAUAGCACUAACUCUGUUCCCUGGGGCUUCACACUGGCAAAUAAUCUGGUGUUCAAGAAGGUCCGUACGGCUCUUGGACUAGAGCGAUGCACCAAGUGCUACACUGGAGCAGCUCCUAUCACAAAGGACACAUUAGAGUUCUUCAUGAGUCUCUACAUCCCUGUUCUUGAGCUGUAUGGCAUGAGCGAGAAUACGGGGCCUCACACCAUCUCCCUUCCACAUGCAUUCAAGAUAAUGAGCUGUGGUAAGGUGGUACCAGGUUGCAAGACAUUAAUUCACAAGCCUGAUGAGGAAGGGAAUGGUGAAAUCUGCAUGUGGGGAAGGCACGUCUUCAUGGGCUACUUGAAUAUGGAGGACAAAACUAAGGAAGCCCUGGACAAAGAUGGAUGGCUUCACACGGGGGACCUGGGCAAACAUGAUAGUGAAGACUUCCUUUACAUCACUGGCAGAAUUAAGGAGCUGAUCAUUACAGCAGGAGGAGAGAAUAUCCCACCAGUCCCAAUUGAAGAUGCAGUAAAGGAACAAGUGCCAAUUAUCAGCAAUGCCAUGCUAAUUGGGGACAAAUGCAAGUUCCUUUCUAUGCUGCUGACCCUGAAGUGUAAUAUGGAUAGUGAAACAGGAGAACCCCUCGAUGAGCUCACUCCAGAAGCCAAACAGUUCUGCAGGCAAAUAGGAAGCAAUGCCACCAAAGUGUCAGAGAUAGUCAGCACUCAAGAUGAAGCUGUUUACAAAGCUAUCCAGACAGGAAUUGACAAAGUGAACAAAAAAGCCACAUCAAAUGCCCAGAAGGUUCAAAAAUGGACUAUACUUCAGAAAGACUUUUCCGUUGCUGGAGGUGAACUUGGUCCUACAAUGAAACUAAAGAGGCCUGUAGUCGUGAAAAUGUGCAAAGAAGAAAUUGCCAAGUUGUACUUGGAGUGACCUUAUAAAAUUAUUUUUGGAUGAAAAAAAAGAGAAAAGAAUAAAACAAAUUGAAAAGAAAAAGAUGCAAAACCAAAGAAUAAUUAACAAAGUUAAUAACAUUUCCUUGAUUUUUGAAAGGACCUUUAAUAUAAAUUGCACUGUAUAUAUUUAUGGAACUUGAAGUUAUAAUAUAUACAAAGUUUGGAAAAUAAUUGUAUAGACAUUUUUCAGCUUGUAUAUAAGCAUGUCAAGCACAGCUAGGCUGAAUAUGUACUUGUGUUAAUGUUUUGCAUAUAUGUGAAAAAUAAAGUAAUUGUUUAUGUUGUGUA